This is a messenger RNA of Adineta ricciae, 3645 nucleotides long. The record is from the annotation of a GenBank genome assembly. Lineage: Eukaryota; Metazoa; Rotifera; Eurotatoria; Adinetida; Adinetidae.
AUGCUUGAUUCUCAGCAGAAAUCUUCACGACCAUUCAGAUCUAUAACUCCUCGAAAAAAAUCAGUUCGCUUCAAUAUCACAUCUCCAUCACCACGAACUCCUUCGUUAAUCAACGAAAGCGAUUCGGCAAGUCAUCGUCAACAUCCAUUGAAUGUGUCCUAUACAAUACCCUCGACAACAGUCAAUAUCGAUCAUGUCACAAAUCAAUCUCAUAUGCACCAUCUGCACGAUCGUGUCGAAUACAUUCCGACGGCACGACGAAAUCAUUUACAAAUUACAGGAGAAAAAAUUCUUCCUCAACCGCAGACACUCGACGAGCUUCAUCAAUUUAUGAAGGUGAAAGCAGCAAACCUUCGAAAAAACAUGACACAUGUAACAGAUACAUUUAUUCACGCCAGCACACAUUUGAAUCGGAUCAAAGACGAACAUCAAACUGCACUUAAACGACCAAGUCGUAUACCUAUAUCAGUUCAUCAUCGUUCACCCUCACCGCCAGUUGUUAUUUAUCGCAAACCACAGCAUCGGGCGCUCGAUGAUUUACGCUGGUAUUGUUUAGCAAGAAAGUUUUCUAUUCUUUGGCAAAAACAUGUUUUCGGAUGCCAUCUACGUCGCAUCAAGUCAUUUUAUGAACGAAAAUUGUUAAACAAAUACUUUUAUGUUUGGCGAGAAACGAUUCAAGAUGAUCAUAUUGAGUCAAUUGCUAUUGAAUUUUACCAUCGACAUUUGCUCAAAACGUAUUUUCAAAUUUGGCUCAACUUUACUUCCCAAACUCAAAUAGCAGUCGAGCAUUUAAAUCGCAGACGAUUGCAAAAUGCCUGGAAUAUGUGGAAAAUACAAUUUAACAAAAGAUAUGUUCAUCAACAACAAGUUCAACUGGCCACUGAACAAUACCAUCGACAACUAGCAGCUCGUUUUUAUUACAUUUGGCAAGUAAAUACACAACAGCGACGACAAGAACACGAAAAACAUUUACGAGCCAAUUAUCACUAUCGUAUUCAUUCACAAAGAAUAUGUUUCAACGCCUGGUUAACAUAUUCCGAUUAUCGGCGAAAGAAGAAUACUCAUAAAAAACGUGUACAUGAGUAUUAUCAAAAACAUCUGCUAGAGAAAAUAUACCGAAAUUGGAAACAAGCUUUGACAAACAAACUGCUCAUGCAACAACAUGAGCAUCGAUUGGCUCAAUUGCAAGAACGAGUUCUCAUGCGGUGGGCAUUCGAACAGUGGAAAUCAUAUAUGAACGAUCUAGCUGACGAACAACGAAUGAUGUAUAUGGCUGAACAGUACAGCGAUCAAAGGAUUAUACGUUCAGCGUUUGUUAUUCUUCAAAAGUAUGUAGCGAAACGUCGUAUGAAACAACGGUUGAAUUGGAUCGCUGUUCAACAUCGAGCGCGAAUGAUCCAAUGUGUUUACUAUCGUAUUUGGAAACACCGAAUGGAACAGCGUGAAAAUAUUCUCAUGUUCAAUGAAUUCCAAAAAGCAGACUCGUUCUACAAUAUGAAAAUAACCAUUCGCUAUUGGUUCUGUUGGCGGCGAUACGUUCAAGAUUGUCGAGAAGAAAAUGCUCAACUUCACGCAGCAGCAACAUAUCAUAAUUCCAAAUUAUUACGUAAAUAUUUUCAUCUUCUACGUGCUAACAUCACUGUUGAACGUCAUGAACAGCUACUGGAGAAACGAGCAGACGAUCAUUAUCGUUUACGGUAUUUGCGACUGUACUACAAUUAUUGGAAAGAACAAACACGUCGUUAUGAAGAGUAUCAGAUGAAUUACAGAAUCGCAAUUGUUCAUGAAGAAAAACGAAUGCGAGAACGAUUUUUCAAUCUAUGGUUGAAUCAAGCCCAUUCACGAUUGAUCGAAAACGAACAGCAGAUUGUUGCUGAAAGACAUUACAUCCGAAGUAUACUAGUACGCGCUUGGUUAGCCUGGCGACAAAUCAUUGACGAUCGUCACAAUGAAGAACGAUCUGAACGUAUUGCCGUUCAGUUCUAUUAUCAUAACAUCGAAAGGCGCGUGUUACACGCAUGGAAAUUAUUUAUUCGUCAUUGUCAUUACAUGAAACAAAUGUAUCGUGAAAGUGAACAGUUUUAUUUACAACAUCGAGGUCGAACAGUAUAUUCUCAGUGGUUAAAUAAAGCGCGACAUCGACGAAGAUUGAUGGCAAUUGUUAAUGAACGUUAUGAGCGUCAACAACGUACUUUAUUAAGGCAUUAUCUUCAUCAAUGGCGUAAUAGUGUACAAGACGGUAAAGAUGAUCGUCGAUUGUUGCAAUAUGCUCAGGAACAUUAUGAUCGUUCGCUGAAACGCAAGGUUCUUAUUGCUUGGAACAAUGAAAUGAUCCAGCAAGUAAUGAUUGAUAAUGAGAAUGAAAUUAAAUUGAACAAGUACAAACAACGGAAAGACCAUUUACAAUUGACAAGCAUUUACAGCCGAUGGAAAGAAGUCACCGUUGAACAUGUUCGAGAACGGUUUCUCCUUCAACGUGCACAAGUAUUCUAUGUCAAAAAUGUGUUAAACAAAUACUUCUCUCAAUGGAAAGAACAACAUCACUUUGAUAUGCGAAUUAAAUUACUUGAACGACAAGCGGUUUGGUUCGAUCGGAUGCGUUUGAUGAGUCGAGUGUAUACUCAAUGGAAACAAAGUUGGCACACCGAACAACGAGAACACGAACAAAAACAUCGUGCAUUGCUUUUCUGGGCGAUACAACUGCAGAAAAAGUGUUUUCUCCAUUGGUUGAUCUAUUUUACUGAACGGAAGAGAAAGAAAGCACGAUAUAACGAAGCUACACAUCGGCGACAUGAUGAACUAGUACGAAAUAGUUUACGUCAAUUUUUAGUCUACACGGAUCACACGAAACUUCGACGACAAGCUUUAUUUAUCCAUCAACAAGUUUAUCUAUAUCAUGAUCGCAAUACUCUAGCAUCGAAAUACUUUUCCAAAUGGCGAGCAUUCGUGAAAGAAUCAUUAGCACACAAACAAUUGACACAACAGUUUAUGAAAAGAAAAACAACUGUUGUACCUAUCACGAAGAAUCCACUGGAUCUCGUCAAAUUUGACAACAGUCCUCCAAAAAUAACCAAUCGACCACGUCCACGUAAACCAGCAUUUCUUUCUGAUUCAUUUUCGGCAACAACCAUCGACAAAAGAGAAUCGGAUAUUCGCACAAUAAACAUACGCAGUCCUACAUCAUCACCACCACGACAACCUCCUCCAACGAUCGAUCAUUCUCUACAUUCUCCAUUCAUCACUGUAAAACAACCAUUAGCCACAACUCAUGAUUCAUUCCCGUCUUCACCACCUGCACCUAUUCUCCUUCCACCAUCAGCAUUUCAAAUAGCUCAUAACGAAAUCAGGAUGCCAUUAUCAUCUCGUGAGACAACCAAUGCGCGAAAUCCUUCAAUUCUUCCUCAUCGACCGUAUUCCACUCAGCCCACGUCAACAAUUCUCCUCAACAAAGAUAAUUUAUUAGAUGUUAAACAACGCUUAGAAAUCUAUCUCAACAAUAAAGCUAGAUUAAAACGUCUACGCCAACAAUUAGCUAAUUUACCAUCAUCAGAAAUCGACACAAAACUCGAACAAGAAUGCCAACAAUUAAGUACAUUUAUAGCUUCGGAAAAGCUCCAUUUGACUAGUGUGCUACAAAAUUUAUAA